Nothobranchius furzeri (turquoise killifish) is the source of this 1314-nucleotide messenger RNA. RefSeq names its product enoyl CoA hydratase domain containing 3 (gene echdc3). The record is from RefSeq and is a predicted model, not a curated record. NCBI's taxonomy places the organism in Eukaryota, Metazoa, Chordata, Actinopteri, Cyprinodontiformes, Nothobranchiidae. Gene Ontology annotation, cellular component: mitochondrion. Gene Ontology annotation, molecular function: hydro-lyase activity.
CGUAGUGUCACGUGAUACCGGAAGUGGAAUCGGGUGAAGGUAGAAAAGCGGCAUGGCUGGGCGCUUGCUGUGCAGAAGUGUCGGUGUUUUGCAGCUCAGCAGAGAUGUGCCGCUGCUGUUCGCGUCUCGGUGCUGCUCCCACACCGAACCGGAACCGCUGACAGUGACACGACAAAGUAACGGAAUUAGGAGGAUCAUUUUAAAUAAUGCCAAGAAAAGGAACGCUCUGUCCCUGUCCAUGCUGGAAUCUUUGAGAGAAAACAUCCGGACUGGCGCUGACUGUGACCAUCUCAGAGUCAUCAUCAUAUCAGCCACAGGUCCGGUGUUUUCAUCUGGGCACGACCUGAAGGAGCUGACGUCCUCGCAGGGCCGGGAGCACCACACCAAGGUGUUCAACACCUGCACUGAGGUGAUGACCCUGAUACAAGACGUACCCGUUCCAGUCAUCGCCAUGGUAAAUGGCGUCGCCACGGCGGCUGGCUGCCAGCUUGUUGCCAGCUGUGACAUCGUCGUGGCGACCGAUAAGUCCACAUUUGCUACUCCGGGUGUCAACGUGGGUUUGUUUUGUUCGACGCCGGCAGUGGCCAUCGGCCGAGCGGUGCCGAGGAAGGUUGCCAUGGAGAUGUUGUUUACUGGAUCUCCGAUCUCAGCCCACGAUGCUCUGCUGCAUGGUCUGAUUAGUAAGGUGGUACCGGAGGAGCGACUGGAGGAGGAGACGUUGGCCAUCGCCCAGCGAAUCUGUCGAACUAGCCGGCCAGUCGUUGCUCUCGGCAAGGCCACUUUCCAAAGACAAAUGGCUCAAGGCAGAGAUGCAGCUUAUGCCACCGCCUCCAAAGUGAUGGUGGAUAACCUGGCAAUGAGGGAUGGGCAGGAGGGAAUCCGGGCCUUUAUCGAAAAACGCAGACCAGUGUGGAGCCAUGAAGCAGGAAAAACCCACGACUGAAGAUUUAAAAUUUAUAAUUACCAAGAUUCUAAAGAGUAAAGUUUUUAUAGAUGUCUUCAUCCAGACUAAACCUCAAACCACUUUGUGCCUUGAAAGCUGCAGCGUGGUUUGCAGGUAUUUGGAUAUUACUCUUUGUGUUUAGUGUCCUUGUCACCAGUGAAAGUCAGAGUGAAAUCAGCCAGAAAUGAAUAAUUGUACAAAUUUAUUGAUGCAAUCAUUAAUAAGCUCUGUGGCCAUAUGUAUUCUAUUGGAAGUAAUGUGAUUAAACUCUGUUUUCUUGCAAUAAAUGCAAAAAGCAUUCCUGAAAUGCUUUUGAUGUUUAUUACUGAGGGUUAAAGUUUAAUACUUAAUUAAAUUCAUAUUGGAUCCCA